CGGUUCGGUACUCUCUGGGUGCGGCGUUUAAUGUGAUGUGAAAAUUAGGAUUUAAGUCGUAAUUUAUAGUGUGGUUUAAAUAAAUUAGGUCCAGCGACCACAAGCAUACAUACAUAAUGGUAAUAUCGGUCUCCGUAUUUCGAGGGUUCCACCCGGAAUGUUUUUGUAUCUGUACGCUUCCAUGUCCCGCAGUUAUAUUAAACUGUGAACAUGUCCCACACUGUUAUGCCCGGUAAUCACACCGAUCAACAAAUGUCUGCUCUAGAGGAAACGAGGACGAGUCUUUGCGAUCAGUUUGCCUCUGUCUCUGGGUCGGACAGUGCUGUGGCGCAGUGUUAUCUAGCAGAAAAUGAAUGGGAUAUGGAGAGAGCACUGAACUCGUUCUUCGAGGCUCAUAUGGACUCAGUCUUUGAUGUUGAAGAUGAGGAGGAAAAUAAAGAUGUUUCUGGGAAUAAUAAGAGAAAGGGGGUGAAUACUUCUGACCCUGCUGAUACUUCAGGGACAAAGAAGAAAUUUAAGACAGACCAGGUGGACUGCAUUGACCUGACAGUGGAGGAGCCCACCUGCUCCAACAGUGUGAACCCCAAAGAAAGUCAAGCAGGAAGUGGUGUCCCUGAAUCUAAUGCGGAGGACAGCAAGCUCUCCAUCAUCAGCUGGAAUGUGGAUGGUUUGGACACAUUGAGUCUUGCAGAGCGAGCCAGGGGCUUGUGUUCAUAUCUAGCUCUAUAUACACCAGAUGUGGUUUUCCUCCAAGAACUUAUUCCAUCUUAUAUUCAGUAUCUUAAGAAACGUGCUGUCAGCUAUCUGUUUGUUGAAGGAAGCGAUGAUGGAUACUUCACGGGAAUAAUGUUGAAGAAAUCAAGAGUAAAACUUUUGGAAAGUGAGAUCAUCUUUUACCCUACAACACAAAUGUUGAGAAAUCUAUUAGUUGCUCAGGUGACUUUCUCAGGACAGAAGCUAUACUUGAUGACGUCACAUUUAGAAAGCUGUAAGAACCAAUCAGAGGAGAGAAUGAAACAACUGCGGCUUGUAUUUCAAACGAUGCAGGAAGCACCAGAAGACGCUACUGUAAUUUUUGCCGGGGACACCAAUUUAAGAGACGCCGAGGUGGUAAAGGUGGGAGGUUUGCCUCCAGGUGUGUGUGAUGUUUGGGAACAGCUGGGCAAGCAGGAACACUGCCGAUACACCUGGGACACCAAAGCAAACAGCAAUAAGACGGUGCCUUACAUCAGCAGAUGUCGCUUCGACCGCAUCUUCCUUAGGUCUGCUAAAACCGGCCCGAGAGUCACUCCUGACCACAUGGCUUUGGUGGGAAUGGAGAAACUGGACUGUGGCCGUUACACCAGCGAUCACUGGGGAAUUUACUGCACUUUCAACAGAUGAUUAUUAAAUCCAUAGUAGAACUUUAGAAGAUAGUUUUAAAAAGUGUUAAGAAUGUGAAGAGUGCCUACAAAUUUAGACUAAAGAGCAGUGUAAGAAACAAAGACAUACUGAUAAUAAUAGAAGGCAAAGCUGGAUAUAAAAUACUUCAAAAAGGGUUUAAACCUCAGUAAUUGUUAUUUUUUUCAUACAAUAUCUUCUGUUAUCAAACCAUGAGUUCAGCCAAUCUCUGCUCUCCCAUAUAAUUUUUAAAAAACAUGAAAAGGUUGAUUGAAUUAAAGUGAUUUUUCCUAAAUAA
This is a messenger RNA of Carassius auratus (goldfish), 1678 nucleotides long. Its product is annotated as tyrosyl-DNA phosphodiesterase 2. The coding region runs from base 211 to 1383 and encodes 390 amino acids. NCBI's taxonomy places the organism in Eukaryota, Metazoa, Chordata, Actinopteri, Cypriniformes, Cyprinidae. Gene Ontology annotation, biological process: double-strand break repair. Gene Ontology annotation, molecular function: 5'-tyrosyl-DNA phosphodiesterase activity; protein binding; single-stranded DNA binding. Gene Ontology annotation, cellular component: cytoplasm; PML body. The transcript has 7 exons. The record is from RefSeq and is a predicted model, not a curated record.